UGCGGCUAUGAGUGUGUGUAUAUGUGUCCGUGUGAGAGCUUGAGUAGGUCUUUUCAUUUUUCAGCAGCCCAAGCGCUAGAGAGCCUCUUUAAGUAAAAGAAGGGCACCAGCGCUAGUUGUGACACUGACACCCACGAGUGACUUCCGUUUUAACACAAAGUGAGAGAGUUCAAGCUGUAUGUUGUGUUGUACAUUAUUUUGAUUAAAAAAUCCACAACUCCACUUUUUAGACAUGGCUUCAGCGGCUCAAAGUGCCUCGACUCCUGGUAGCUCAGCUCCCGUGCCCAGUUUACAGCGAGGGAUAGUUAAAAUGGUAAUCUCUGGCUUUGCUAUCAUAGUCCGUGGCCAGCCUCGAGGAGGACCACCCCCAGAAAGGCAAAUCAACCUCAGUAAUAUUCGAGCAGGGAUUUUGGGCCGACGUGCUCCUCCAAACCAGCCUGAAGCAAAGGACACUCCUGAUGAGCCAUGGGCUUGGCCAGCUCGUGAAUUUCUACGAAAGAAAUUAAUUGGAAAGGAAGUUUGCUUUGUUGUAGAAUUUAAAACCCUCCAGGGUCGAGAGUUUGGAAUGGUUUACCUUGGCAAAGACACAACAGGAGAGAACAUCGCAGAGUCAUUGGUAGCAGAAGGACUUGCUUCUGUCAAAAGAGAGGGAAUGCGAGGAUCAAACCCUGAUCAGGCAAGGUUAUGUGAAAUAGAAGACCAGGCCAAAGCUUCAAAGAAGGGCAUGUGGGCAGAUGGAACAGGUUCCCACACUAUUCGAGAUAUUAAGUACACCAUUGAGAAUCCUCGACAUUUUGUAGACUCCAUGCACCAGAAACCCGUAAAUGCCAUCAUUGAGCAUGUGCGAGAUGGCAGCGUUGUACGAGCCUUACUACUUCCAGAUUACUAUCUUGUUACAGUCAUGCUUUCAGGUGUCAAGAAUGGUAACAUCACAGAGCUGCUGCUGAAAGAAGGCUUUGCCCGUUGUGUAGACUGGUCCAUGGCCGUGUACACACAGGGUUCAGAAAAAUUAAGAGCUGGAGAAAGGUCUGCAAAAGAGCGUAAAGUUAGAAUCUGGAGAGAUUAUGUUGCUCCAACAGCCAACCUUGAUCAGAAAGACAGACAGUUUGUUGCCAAGGUUAUGCAGGUUAUGAAUGCAGAUGCUGUUGUUGUGAAAAUGAAUUCAGGGGAGCAUAAAACCAUUCAUUUGUCAAGUAUCCGCCCACCUAGACUGGAGGGAGAAAGCCAGGACAAGAACAGAAAACUACGUCCCCUCUAUGACAUUCCGUACAUGUUUGAAGCUAGAGAAUUCUUAAGGAAAAAACUGAUUGGAAAGAAGGUUAAUGUAUCAGUUGACUACAUCAGAGCUGCAACCCCAGCAACAGAGACUGUCCCUGCCUUCCCUGAGCGAACAUGUGCCACGGUUACCAUUGGAGGAAUAAAUAUUGCUGAAGCCCUGAUUAGCAAAGGCCUGGCAACAGUGAUCAGGUAUCGCCAAGAUGAUGACCAGAGAUCUUCCCACUAUGAUGAAUUGCUAGCUGCUGAGGCUCGUGCAAUCAAGAAUGGCAAAGGCUUGCACAGUAAAAAAGAAAUUCCCAUCCACCGAGUUGCAGACAUCUCAGGGGAUACCCAGAAAGCCAAGCAGUUCCUUCCAUUCCUUCAGAGAGCUGGUCGCUCAGAGGCCGUGGUGGAAUAUGUAUUCAGUGGGUCCCGUCUCAAACUCUACAUGCCAAAGGAGACGUGCCUGAUCACCUUCCUGCUGGCUGGUAUUGAAUGUCCACGUGGUGCAAGAAACCUUCCAAGUGGGCUUCAAGAGGGUGAACCCUUUAGUGAUGAAGCUACCCAGUUCACAAAGGAACUGGUCUUGCAGCGUGAGGUUGAAGUUGAAGUAGAGAGCAUGGACAAGGCUGGAAAUUUCAUUGGCUGGCUGCACAUCGAGGGAGUGAAUUUGUCUGUCGCCCUUGUGGAGCAUGCUUUGUCCAAGGUCCACUUCACUGCUGAGAGGAGCACUUAUUAUAAAAGCCUGCUCACUGCAGAGGAGGGGCCAAAGUUAAGAAAAGAAAAGGUCUGGUCUAAUUAUGAAGAACAGCCGACAGAGGAGGUCGUCCAAGUAGUGGAGGAAAAAGAAAGAAUACCCAACUACAAGUCUGUUUAUGUGACAGAGAUUACUGAUGGACUGCAUUUCUAUGUACAGGAUGUUGAGACUGGAGCCCAGCUGGAGAAACUGAUGGAAAGCAUGAGGAGUGAAAUUGCAGCCCACCCUCCCGUUGAGGGUUCCUACUCACCCCGGCGGGGCGACUACUGCAUUGCCAAAUUUGUGGAUGGAGAGUGGUACAGAGCCCGUGUGGAGAGAGUAGAAUCGCCAGCUAAGGUCCAUGUUUUUUACAUUGACUAUGGCAAUCGUGAAGUGCUUCCAGCUACUCGUUUGGGAACUCUACCAGCAUCAUUCACCACACGCAUUCUCCCUCCACAAGCCGUAGAGUAUGCAUUUGCUUUCGUUCAAGUGCCACAAGAUGAUGAUGCCCGUGCUGAUGCUGUGGACAGUGUAGUCCGUGAUAUUCAUAACACACAGUGCCUGCUGAAUGUGGAGCUCAUGUCAGCUACCUGCCCUUACGUCACUUUGCAGUUUGCAGAUUCAAAGGAUGAUGUUGGUCUCGGACUUGUCAAGGAAGGCCUAGUAAUGGUGGACGUCCGUAAGGAGAAACAGUUCCAGAAAGUGAUGACAGAGUACCUGAAUGCCCAAGAAUCUGCUAAAGCUGCCAGGUUGAAUUUGUGGCGUUAUGGUGACUUCCGUGCAGAUGAUGCUGAUGAGUUUGGCUUCAGGCGCUGAAAAUGAAUAUCCAAAGAAACUUGAACUGGGCAUUGAUACACUAAUCUCAAGCCUUUGUACAUUUCUUCCCGACAUCUCUGUCAGCUUUCUUAUUGCACCAUUUUUAUCAGCCUUACCUGGUGUCUUAAACAGACAGCAAUAUAAAAACCAGGAGGAUGAUUUCAGUUUGCAAUGUUGGCGAAUUAUGAUCAGGAAAAACAAAUUAAAGAAUCUCUGGGCCAGGAAUAACAAGGCUUUACUGUGUCCAAAAAUUAAAUCUAUGCUUCCCCAAUGAUUUCCAUACUUGUAAAGGGAGUGUUCCAGCUUUACAACUCUUCUUUUUGAUGUGUUCCAAUGAACCUUUAUGCUCGACUCAAAUAUAUUAAUAAAUGGAUUACUUAAAUGGUGACAGUGUUUCACAGAAAGCUAAAGUUGUAGGAAGCUGCUGCUGCCUUGUUUUAUUAUGUUAUGAAAUAUUUUUUUCUCUGUGACUUGACCGGUUAAGUAUGUCAGUAAUUCAUUUAUCUGCAUUUUCUUUAGCAAAACAGUAUUUGAUUCAUCUUGACAUACCCCACACCCCAGGGGUUUUAACUUUAUGUAUUUAAAGCUUUUAUGGCUCAAUAAACUAGCAGAUGCUGUAUAUGCAGAAUCAGAA
Protopterus annectens (West African lungfish) is the source of this 3443-nucleotide messenger RNA. It is a transcript of the gene SND1, whose product is annotated as staphylococcal nuclease and tudor domain containing 1. Gene Ontology annotation, molecular function: RNA binding; nuclease activity. Lineage: Eukaryota; Metazoa; Chordata; Ceratodontiformes; Protopteridae. The record is from RefSeq and is a predicted model, not a curated record. Gene Ontology annotation, cellular component: RISC complex; cytosol; nucleus. Gene Ontology annotation, biological process: mRNA catabolic process; regulatory ncRNA-mediated gene silencing.